AUGUCACUUGAGAUAUGCUCAUGUUACGAUAAAGUACGUAAAGUCACAAAUGCGAUCAAAGAGAAAAUGAUGGAUUACAACCCCUACAUUGGCGAACGUCAAGAUAGGCCUGUGUUUGUUCGAUUUAAUGAUGAUCCUAAAGAAAUUGUUGGGGGCAUGCGAGUCGUUGAAAUUGAUUCACCGAGGCCAACAUGGUUUAAAUCUAUCGUAAAAAAAAAAUAA
This is a messenger RNA of Dracunculus medinensis (Guinea worm), 222 nucleotides long. The record is from the annotation of a GenBank genome assembly. Lineage: Eukaryota; Metazoa; Nematoda; Chromadorea; Rhabditida; Dracunculidae.